Molecule: messenger RNA, 1983 nt
Organism: Drosophila persimilis
Lineage: Eukaryota; Metazoa; Arthropoda; Insecta; Diptera; Drosophilidae
Gene: z
Product: regulatory protein zeste
Exons: 3
Coding region: 379-1983 (534 amino acids)
Source: RefSeq, a predicted model, not a curated record
ACAAUUGCGCGGAAAUUCAGGGGAAAAAUAAUUUGCCAUAAAUAAAAGCGAGGCGCGCCGCCUCAAUGUGUAAUGUGUUUUGUGUUUAGCUAAUUAGCGUACAUCGUACGUACAGUAGUUGAUAGUUAUAUUAAGUGCAAUAAUAACAUAGAAACAGUGCAAAAGUAGACGAAAGACGACAGAAAAACGACUCACAAAUAGACACUCAGCCACACAGCGCUGCCACCUGUGUGUGUGCGUGUGCAUAUUCGUGUGAGCAUUUUUCGUGUGUAUAAGGAAAACGAGUGCAAUUGAUUUUUGUUCAAGAGUCGAACUCGGAAUCCGAGUCCGAGACCGACGCCAACCCACUCAAAACAAACGGCGGGAAGAAGAAGGAGAAUGUCGUCGGGGGUGGAGGGUGCCGCAGGUGGGGGUUCAGCGAAUGGCGGCAGCGCUGGCGGUGACAAUGGCGGAAAUGGCAGCACCACUGCAUCUGGUGGUAACGGUGGCUCGAAUAAAACGCAUUUGCCACUCACGCCGCGUUUCACUCCCGAGGAGAAGGAGGUUCUGUAUACGCUCUUUCAUCUCCAUGAGGAUGUUAUCGACAUUAAGCACCGGAAGAAGCAACGCAACAAGUACUCCGUCCGAGAGACCUGGGACAAGAUCGUGCGCGACUUUAACUCUCAUCCGCAUGUCAGUGCCUUGCGCAACAUCAAGCAGAUCCAGAAAUUUUGGCUAAACUCGAGGCUCCGCAAACAGUAUCCGUAUCGUGAGAGCUCCUCCGCAUAUACCGGUGCCGGCGGCGGUGGUGGUGGUGGUGGUGUUGGUGGUGGCGGUGGCAGGGCCAAACAGCAACGCACCGUCUCCGUCAAGGUGGAACCCGAUUUCGUCAUCAGCCCCGAUGAAUCGGAGCCCAAUCCCCAGGGCGACACAUUCGAUGAGAUCGAAAUGGAUGCUAACGAUGUCAGCGAUGACAUCGAGGAAGAUCCCAUAGAGGUACAGCAGCAGCAGCAGCAAGCGCACGCGCAGGCCGAGGCCGAGGCACAGGCCCAAGCCCAGGCACAACAGCAACAGACGGCAGCCGUAGAGAUGCAAAAGAUGCAGAGUGCCGCAGUGGCGGCUGUGGCGGCUGCAAAUGCCAAUAUGCUCAAUACCCACCAGAUCAAUGUGGAUCAGAUCAGUGCCGAGAAGCUCACCCUCAACGAUUUGCUGCACUUUAAGUCGGCGCGACCACGCGAGGAGAUCAUACUGCAGAUCAAGCAUCCCUCGGAUACGACAGCCACACAAAUCCACACGAUACCCACGCAGGCGCAACAGCAUACCAUGGCCACCAUCACCGCUGGGGGCUAUAACCAGCAAAUCAUCAGCGAAAUCAAGCCCCAGCAGAUCACUCUCGCCCAGUAUCAGGCCCAGCAGCAGCAACAGGCCCAGGCGCAGGCGCAGGCCCAGGCACAGGCCCAGCAGUUGGCACAGGCUCAACAGAUGGCGGCCCAGCAGCAGCAGCUGGCGGUUGCAGUGCAUCACCAGCAACAGCAGGCGGCAGCCGUUGUCGUACAGCAGCAGCAGCAACAGCAGGCGCAACAACAGCAACAGCAGCAGCAGCAGGCGGCGGUAAAGAUGCAGCUGACUGGCGGUACGCCCACCUUUACAUUCAGCGCCAUGCCCACGGUGACGGCAGCCACGGCAGUGCCCGUGGCAACGGCAACGAUACCCAAUGCAGGCAGUCCCGUCCGCAAUGGGUCGAGUGGGGGCGGCGGGGCGGUUGGAUCGGCGGCUGGGGAUGGCUAUGAGGAGCGGAUGAACUACUUCAAGGUGCGGGAGGCAGAACUGCGGUGCAAGGAGCAGCAGCUAACAACCGAAAAGAAGCGCAUCGAGCUGAACAAGGCCCAGGAUGAGCUCAAGUAUAUGCGGGAGGUGCACCGGCUGCGCGUCGAGGAGCUCAAGAUGAAGAUCCGUAUCCUGCAGAAGGAGGAGGAGCAGCUGCGCAAGAGCAGCAGCUCAUGA